AUGGCGACGUUCUUCAGUCAGUCGUCCAUUGUCAAAGCCGAAGAGGUGGAAGAGGCUCGUCGAUAUUUGGAACAUGCUUCUCGAGAACCACAGAAUCGCAUCGACAUAUUAGAAGCCAUUCCGCGACCUUCACAACCAUCGUUUGCACCAUUAGCGACCCUCUCAGCCCUUCUCGAGACUAUUCCGGGCCCAUGGCCAGUACUUCAUCUUCAGCGGACACAUAAUGAGCUCUGGAAGCUUCUCCCCGAAGAUGCAAAGGCCGGACAUGCGUCGCCGGAUGGACAGAAGUUGAUUGACCACGUCUUGGGACAAUGCAAGUCGUCCUAUUCAUCACUCCUCGACCUUUACCACCCUUCAUCUAGAACAUCUGCAAUCAUCGAUCCGGAAAGCAGCCGGUCAGCGAGCCAUGACGAGCUCGCCAGAACUAUCAGCAACUUCACACUUCCAAUCUCGUCUAGCUCCGACCGUUCGAAGCCUGUCGUAGCCAUAUCCCUUCCUAACGGUCCUUUACUUGCCAUGACGGUGCUGGCCACCGCCACAUACUACACAGCAGCACCUGUAGCACACGGGAGUGGCGUCGGUGCUGAGCAAUUCAAAGCAGAUGUCCUGCAGUCGAAGAGUGAUGCGGUAAUUGCGUCUGCAGCCGAUGUUCAGAGGCUUGGUCUCCGAGAAUCCUGGCUCGAAGAAGCUGGCAUCACGGUACUCCUUGUCGAUCUCACAAGCGACAUGAGGCUUUCAGUUACAGAUCUUGACGAACGGCCGGUGAAUAAGUCAAACGACAUCGUUCGUCGAAACACAGCCGACGAUACUGGCAUCAUGCUGUUCACAAGCGGAACAAGUGGCACCAGGAAGCUUGUUCCUCUAAGCAUUCAUUCCAUGGUUUGUGGUGUUGCAAUGGUGGAGAAGUCCUGGGGCCUGGAGCCAUCUAUGCGGUGUCUCAACCAAAUGCCGCUGAAUCAUGUGGGAGGCCUCAUCCGCAACCUGUUUGCUCCGGUGUUCUCUGGAGGCUCAGUGAUCUGCUGCAGCGCUUUUGAUGCAAACCUGUUUUGGGAUUGUGUCGAAGACUUUGCUCCAACUUGGUAUUAUGCCUCGCCAAGUAUGCACCAAGUCAUUCUUGAAGCAGGAUCAGAUCGACCCGAGAGUGUUGAAAAGAGCCGGAUUCAACUCAUUUGCAACGCAGCAGGCGGCCUCCUGCCCAGCCUGGCCUUGAAACUCCGUGACACAUUCUCAACUCAGACGAUCCAAUGUACAGUACUCCCUAGCUACGGCAUGACGGAAUGUAUGCCUAUUUCGACUCCGCCUUUGGACUACAAGCUUGACAAGACUGGAACUUCGGGAAUCAGCGUUGGACCAGAAAUCUGCAUUCUCAACGGCCGCGAUGAGCGAGAGAGGACAGGAGAAGUCGGCCGCAUUUGCGUUCGCGGAGCUCCUGUCUUCGACGGCUAUCUGAAGGCAGAUAACGUCAUUGACAAGUCCUGCUUCAAUGCGCAUGGAUGGUUUGAUACAGGCGAUAUGGGCUACCUCGAUGACGAAGGAUUCUUGUACAUCACAGGCCGCUCGAAAGAGGUCAUCAACCGCGGUGGUGAACUUAUCAGCCCCUUCGAGGUGGAAGAAGCAAUCAUUGCUGCUGCCAACAAGCCCGGCUCUCCAAUCUAUGGUCGAGUGAGCAAAGCCCUCGCAUUUUCCGUUACUCACAAUGUCCUGCAAGAAGUUGUCGGACUUGCUGUCGCAACGCCUGAUGGAGCUCCUCGUCCGUGCCUUCGUACCAUUCAGGAAGCCGUCAAAUCGGAGCUGAGCCAAGUGAAGCUGCCUGUCGCUGUUGUCUACAUGCAAGGUGGAGUCCCAACAAACAAUAACAAGGUCCUUCGUAUCAAGCUCGCCGAUCGUCUGAGGCUUCCAGAAGUCUCUGAUAGCACACCUACUGCCGAACGACAUUUCGAAGCAGCAUGUCCACCACCGAACACAGCUCUCAGCGUUCCAAUUGGCAGCAAGCCUCUUGUCGUCUCUCAUGAGACCUUGCAGUCUGCGUGCGAGACUGUGGUCCCACGGGCUUUCGACUUCUGGAUCAAGGAUUCCUACUUCUACCCAGAACUCGUGCUUGCUCCAAAGAGUGGUAAGGAGACUGGUGUGAUCAACAAGCAGUCCCUUCUGGAGGAUAUAGCUGGGCGUGUUCAUGGCUACAAUAUCCCGGUCAAGAUCCAUCAGCUUGAAGAACCAUUCGUUCGCGAUGAUUUUGGAGACAUCGAUGUGGAUGUCGUGAACGCAACGAUUACCAAGCCGAAACCCUCUGUUAAAAUUGCAGCGCCAGUAGAGGGCUCCGAGACUACAGAAGCGACGAUCAGCCGUGUAUUUGCUCGGGUUCUCUCACUUCCAGUGGAAGAAGUCAACUCGUCCUCUGACUUUUUUGAACUUGGUGGCGAUUCCAUGGGCGCCGGUCGGCUACUCAAUGCCCUUCGGAAAGAGUAUCCGGUCCGACUACCGAUCAGUGUACUCUUCACGAAUCCAAAGGUCCACCAGCUGGCUCAAGUCAUCGAGGAGAAGCUACCAAAUACUUCUCCAGAGAGCAAAACCGGUAACGCCGAGCCCGCUCUCCCACCUCUACUGCCUGGCUUGGAGAAGACCUGCAGCUCCUCCAAUCCAGCUCUCCUGCUUCUACAACUCGUCCCAAUUGUCCUCAUGUACCCAAUGAGACGAGCGUUGACAUGGACAGUGUUCAUCUACAUGCUUCGGGAUACUCAGGACUGGCCCACAAACGAAACCGUGCCUGGUCGCCUCUUCGACCUUGUCAUCUCCAUCAGCGUCGGUGGAAUCGUCACUCGGAUCAUUAGUCCUUGUCUUGCUAUCAUCUUCAAGUGGCUGGUCGUGGGCCGCUACAAGCAAGGCUUGUACCCAAUGUGGGGAUCCUAUCACACGAGGUGGUGGAUAGUGCAGAAAGCAACAGCCACGUGUGGCAUGGGUGUUUUCGCUCUCUUCAACGGCUCCCGAGUGCUGUAUCAUAGGCUUUUGGGCGCCAAGAUUGGACGGAAUGUCACCAUUCAAAAGGGAGUCACGAUUGGAGAGUGGGAUCUGCUGACGAUCGAAGACAACGUUGUCCUCGAACGCAGCAUUGUCCGGCCUUUUGCCGCGGAACGCAACACUACGAUGUAUCUCGGACGCAUCCACAUUGGCGCAAAUGCUUCAGUUGGCCUUGCCUCUGUAGUCGCGGCCGGCACUACGGUCCCUGCAAACGCCUGUAUAGGACCAAACUCCUCGAGCUGGGAGACCGAUGGCGUUGACGAGGCCAACCGAGAUCUCGCGUCAAACAAGAUCCCGCCUGCUCACUGGGCUCUCGAAUAUCUGGUCGGCCUCCCUCUUGCCUUCAUGGUCAAGUUCGUCGGCGCGGUGCCCUGGUUGGCCUCUCUCACCGCACUCGUCAUGCACGAGCCAAGCGUUGCUCCAGACAUGUUCCGACAAGUCAUCAUCUGGUUUGCAUCUCCCGGACGUGUGUCGUUCCACUAUCUUGCCCUGGCUGCCAACGUCGCUCUCGGACCGUUCUUCUUCUUCUUCGCCUUCCUCGUGAUCAAGAAGCUUUUCGACUGCACUGGGGGCAAGAUUCAGCCUGGGCGCGCCGACAACCGCAGCCAAUGGACCAAGUUCAGAAUGCAGUGGAUGAGGACCGUCAUGCCUGCUCCGCAAUUCCACAAGCUCACCGAGCUCUUCGGCACUCACUAUGAUAGUACCUCGGUCUUUGCCAGAGCACUUGGCUCAAGAGUUGGCAAGCGUGUCUAUUGGCCAGGAACUGGGCCUUCGAUCCAGGACUUCGAUCUUCUCGAGAUUGGCGAUGAUGUUGUCUUCGGCUCGCGCUCUCAUCUCGUCACAUCUGACGGCACAGGCAGCGACUACGUCCGCAUCAAAUCUGGAGCGAUGAUUGCUGAUCGCGUUGUCCUUCUUCCUGGAGUCGAGGUUGGCGACCAUACCGUAAUGGGCAGUGGUGCUCUGACCAAGCGCAACAAUCGAUAUGCCGACGGUACAACCUGGGUUGGAGCCAAGAACGGCGAGGCGGUAAAAACUUCGAGUUCCCGCACCGUCGAUCGUGAGAGUACCGGUUCGACACAAGGCGAAGAUGGCGAAUCUUCUCCUUUCGGACGUGCCUUCUACCAGGGCAAAGCGAACUAUCGCGUAUGGAGCCAAUUCGAGAUCUUCACCUAUUCCACAAUCAUCGCUGUGGCCAAUGGCGUGUUCUGGAAUAUCGGAUCCGUCUCUGCUGUUCAGAUCGUGGCGUACCUCUUCAAGCACCACAACAUAGUUGUGAGAGUCUUCUUGGCACACAAUGUGUGGUGGCGACCGAUUGCAGUCUACACCCUCUUCCUGACGCUUAUCGUCGGCAUCAUGGCAUUGCAGAGCAUUGCAGUCAUAGCAUUCAUCAUCGCCGCCAAGUGGAUCCUCAUGGGUCGUCGACAGCCUGGCAAUUAUGAUUGGGACAAAUCUCCCUACUGCCAACGCUGGCAACUAUUCCUGAAGCUCGAGACUUUCCGACGCCACUGCUAUGGCGGCCAUGGCAUCCUCGGCCUCCUCACCGGCACCAAAUGGAUUUCGCUUUACUUCACAGCCCUCGGCGCCAAGAUCGGCAAAGACUGUGCCCUUUUCGCCGGUGGCCUGCCGUCACUCAUGUUCACGGAACCCGAUCUUCUCACUCUUGGCGAUAGAGUCUGCGUCGACGAUGCCUCUCUCGUAGGCCAUAUCAACACUCGCGGAAAAUUCGACCUCAACCCCCUCUCUGUGGGCUCACGGUCAGUCCUACGGAGUGGCUCCCGACUACUCUCCGGCGCCAAGAUGGAAGAAGACACUUGCCUCCUCGAACACACUCUCGUCAUGGCCGGCGAUGUCGUUGAUGCUGGUAGCACUAGCCAAGGCUGGCCGGCGGAGGACUUCACUGCCAACCGCAUUCCAACCAUGGAGCAAGCUCAGUACUGGAAAGUCAAGGCUUGA
Pseudocercospora fijiensis CIRAD86 is the source of this 4968-nucleotide messenger RNA. RefSeq lists its product as uncharacterized. The coding region runs from base 1 to 4968 and encodes 1655 amino acids. The transcript has 3 exons. Lineage: Eukaryota; Fungi; Ascomycota; Dothideomycetes; Mycosphaerellales; Mycosphaerellaceae. The record is from RefSeq and is a predicted model, not a curated record. Gene Ontology annotation, molecular function: phosphopantetheine binding; medium-chain fatty acid-CoA ligase activity. Gene Ontology annotation, biological process: fatty acid metabolic process.